GCAGUCUGGGAGGUGAAUCUGGGGGGAAGUGGCUCCGCAGAGUCCGGAUGUGGACGUGGCAAAGCGCUGCAGCAGUUCCGCUGAAUGUCCGCUUCUGAUACCGAGGAGGGAUUAGUGAGAAUCACCCCGGGACGACAUCGGCUCUACAGUUUGUCGGCCACCGGGUUUCACUGAUAGAGGAUAGCCUUAUUGAUCACCACACAUCGGAGGUAGGUUUCGAUCUGAGGCGGAUUCUUGUAGGUCAGCGUAACCGGCUUGACAGGUGAGCUCGGCUUUAUGCUAAUGCUAGCUGAAGCUAACGCUCUCCUGCUAAGAUAGCCGUGUGUAGCUAACGGCUAACCUUCGCUUAAGUAUCCAUUUGGUCACAGCUGAUCCAAACCACAGCUGCUGUCAUCGUUAUCCAAGCUGUGUGGAUGCUAACAGCAGCUAGCUCGUCUUCACUCGGAAGUAUGUCAUAUCAAAGGUGUUAUGUUGUGUUAGCAUAGCCCAGCUGAAAGAGUUCGCCAUGUUAUGUUAAGUCUGGAUCUGCGGUGAAGGUUUUUGGUUGCUAACAAGUGAGCUACUUGUAAUGCCGCACUGAGGCUUUGCUACUGUUAGCAUCCUGCUAACUACCACCCUCGUCCUUGUUGUUUCUUGUGUAAAACUUAAAUGGUUUUGUCUUUCUCUCAGUUUUUAUACUUUUCUUUCGAGUUAACGCUGUUAACCCUUAGAACUCCCAGCUAUAUUUAGCUAUUUUUGGCCCGCCUGUUUUUCUUUUGUAAAAAUCUACUAUCCUUUCAAGCACAGCAGAUAUAUACACAUCUAUUAUUUCAGGACAACCUCAGCUGUCAGUUUAUGGAGACAAAAAUUUUGUAAAAUGAUAGUGACAGUCGAUUCAGAACCAAAAAAACAAAAUCAGAAAUUGAAACCAACAGUACUUUACACAAAAAACACAUAAAUCUACAGUGACCAAGCCUUUCCUCACCUGUACAUCAUUUUCUCAAGUCUUGGCUAUCAGGAGAGGAAAUAUUGGGAUUGGAACAAAUACACAACAGAAUCUAUUUACAUAUUUACACCAAUUCUUCCAGUUGUUUUUGCCACUCCUUGAAGCAGUUCCUGUCUGAGAUGAGAGAGAGGACCACAUCAUACUGCUUAUAAUCUCUUCUUUGCUUGUUUCCAAGCAUUGAGGACCAUUUUUUCUUAUUUUGCAGAAAAGCAGGGAACUUUCUUGUCUCUUGUUGAUCACGAAAAUAUUUCGUUGACGCCAAAGACGUGAUGUUAACGAGCUAGACAUAAGUCUUAGAUGACCGAAAUGUGACAAGACGAAUGUGCGUUUACGUUGACGAGACUAGACGAAAACAUUAGUGGUGGACGACAAACAGAGUUGUAAAAUUCAUGAGCAUUUCGCCAGUCAAAUGCUAAACAUAUUCUGCAGUGUUGUUUUCGUUGAUGAUGACGUUGACAGAAUAUUUUCGUCAACGUCAUCAACGAAAGCAACACUGUUUUGCAGACAAGCAGGGAACCUUCUUGUCUCUUGUUGGUCUUUGGUUGCCUCUUAUUCAGACCCGGGCAUUUUAUGGCCCAAGGGCCACAUCCGCCCCUUUGGAUGUCCCUGCCCGGCCCUUCGUGACGUCCGUCAGUCAAAUCAUCAACAUGCUAUACAAGUUUGAAAACCUAGCUGUUGUUUUAUUUCCGUUUGGACACACGUGCGUACAUCCUAGACCUGCAUUCAUCAACAGAGACAAGUUUAAACAUCAGCAAAGUAUACGUAGACACCUUAUAGUUGCCAAGUCUGCUUAUUAUAAAAGACUUUAAACUUGUUUCUCUCAGAAGUCACUUGUAAAACUCGUUAGCCGCGGGUGCACUUUUUCGAUUUGUUUUUAACUAGUAGGUGCUUAUUUAGGCUUGCUUUUUUUGUUUGUGUGAAACCCCCUGAUUUGAAGUUGAAGUUAUUGUUGGUUCAGCCCUUCAACACAGUUCAGGUUUCUCAUGUGGCCCCAUGUACAAAUUAUUUGCCCACCCCUGCUCUUAUUGGACACUACCGUCAUGGGAACAAUAGAAGAAGAAUACAAGACCAUGUAAUUGGUUGAAAGUUUGACCAAAAUAGGUUUAAUCAAAAGAGCUUGUCAAACCUGGAAGACAUUAGCGGCAUUUAGUGAUAGUGAUCUUUUCUUAGCACAACUGUAUGAUAAAUAAUCACAUUUUCACCGGUAUAUCACAGCAGAUUUACCAUCAAACAUCUCAGGUGUAGAAAUACCUGGAAACCCUUGAUAGAUCGCCAAAAGGGUACGUUUUUGAACACGUUUUACCCCGUAGAGAUACAUGGUAUAGUUCCUAAGAAACUGUAAACAAUAUUAAUGGUGUCACGUGGGAUCGCUGGAGAUCCAGCGGAGUUCUAAGUGUUAACCCAGCUCCAGAGCCAGUUCAGCAGAUGUGGGUCACUCAGCAGGCCCAACACACUAAACAGCGAUUGUGUUUCUCGUUGUGGCACCCGGACUUGUGAAUUAUUCAAGGGCCCCGCUCAUUUAGCCCGUGUUUGUCUGAUAGAUGAUACUCAUCGCCCUGUCAUAUAGGUUGGUCCAGGAGCCAAGUGAACCACUGUCAGCAAAGUUUGACAUGUGAUAUGAAGGUCUCAUCCUACUCUCAAAGCUGAGGUACCUUCAGGUGGUCCCCUCAAAACAACACCGCUAUAACCUGUAAACACAGACACCUGUAGACAUUACACAACGUCUGCUCACUAUCAGGCAUUUGAACUCACCAUUAAAACAGUGAGAGUAUCUAUUACUGGUGUUGUAGGUCGAGUAUAAUUUACUGUAAUGAUAUGUGUUAGGUUUGUGUAAGCUGGAGCACGACUCGAUCUUAGUUUGCAAUUUUCCCACUGAAUCUGUCAUGUCAUUCUUAGUGAGUGUGAAGGUGAUGAUUGUGGCAGGUGUGUGGGUGUGGCCAAAGCAAACAGAAAAAGCCAAUAAAGGUGUUGUCACUGAAGCAGGAAAUUUACCUUGAAAAAGUUUGACUGAUGAAGGACUGUAGAAACUUGAAGAGUUGAAAGUGGAGUUGUGUGGUGUCUUCUCCUGUUUUAAAUUCAGGUGAAAUAUGCACAGAAAGUUUGUCAUCACAGAUGGAAAUAGAGAAUGCUUCCCUGACCGUCAAAUAAUAGGUCUUUUGGUUGUGUUGUAAGGCCUUACAAUCCAAGACCGCCAUGUUAACAUCCUUGUCUCACACCCUUUUACACUUCAGGGGUCUUGGAAGUGAAAUCUGUUCUUAGUGCUUUGAAACCGGCCAAACAGGAUCAGUCUGACGCUGUACAUGUGUGUCAUUAUUUGUGAUAUGUUCUGACUGCCUCUGUAUUUGGUUUAGUUUUAGGGAUGAACUGAGGAUGAAUGUAAACCAGCACACUCCAAUGGCCUCUCCAUACGGCCAGCCUCAGCCUGGCUAUGGCCAGCCCGGCUACGCGCCCCUGGAUGGGGGAUACCCUGCACCCUACGCACCCUAUAACGGCCCUGCUUCAGCUUACCAGCCCGGGGCUCCACCACAAGGUAUUUCCCUGCUUCUCAUCACUUUCUCGCACGUGAUAAUAAAAGGUUUAUUCUGUUGUUUUUAUCUGGGGUUCAUAAAUUACUUACAGGCAUGAACAUGGUUGUAAUAACUGCGGUGUGAACAUGCUUUUGAACAUAAAAUGUCCACUAAAAGUGUUCAGUUUCUGCAGCUGACUGGCCGAGCUUGUUAUUCCAAAUAUCUCACCAUGUUACAGAAAUAGAGCUCUCACUUUUUCCAACAGAAAGAUGUUCUUGUAUAAACCAGAAAAACAUAAUAAAUCACCUUUUCUCGAAGCUGCUUUUGUUGAUAGAACAGUGACUUUACCUCAGCAAAAAUAGGAGGUUAAACUGUGAAAUUAAGAAGUUUAAGUCGUAAAACAGACAGACUUGCAGAAUGAGUAAACCAACAACUUGUGUGUUCUGCAGGGCGAAGCACUUUUGAACAUCAGGCUCUGGUGACAUUAAGAGUGGUUUAAAAAAUAAAAAAGACAUUAAAUUUGACCCAGAAAGACGGGUCUCUCACCAGCUGUCAGCUGCAUAGACAAAUAGGGAUGCACAAUACAAGUAUCAGCAGAUAAAAGCUUGAAAUGUUAAGUAUCAGUAAUGGUAUACAUGAAGAUUUCUGCUGAUGUGCACAGCUGAUGUGUGGACACAUUACCCUAAUUAAAUACACUAUGGUUGAUCUGAAUAUAUGCAAACAACACCUGUGCAGACAGGAAAUUCGCUUAGCAGUGCAAUUUGUUGGCUAAAUUUGCACAGAUUUAGCUGACUCAAAUACAAUGACAAAUGGAGUUUGAUAUAAUUGAAUACAAGCCUGCCUCAAAUAAAAGCCUGGAACCAAAUAAAGCAGAUAAAGGCUUUCGAAUCGAUGUACGGUAUUUAUAAACUGAACCAGUAAAAAAUAUCAAGUCAGAAUGUUAACUAAGAUGCUCUCCAGCCGCUCAUACAGUUGUAACCCCGGAGUCACCUCUUACCUGCUUCCCUGUGAUUGUUCAUGUGUGAGUGAGGACAGCAUAGUGCCUGAGCAUACUAAUCUGAAUCUCAGCGACCCUCUAAUUUCUUCACAUUGCUUCACGCAUUUCCCUUCAUCUCUGAGUAUCUUCCCUUUCCUCCCCACUUUUUCUUGUAUUUCAGGUUACUCUCCUUUCACAAGCUUUCCCUCUAAGGCUGUGGCUGCCAACCCAGUCUCUGACCUCUCCUCUCCUCUUGACUUAGGUAACUGACUCCUCUCGUGUUCUUGCUCAUUUCACACUCCACAUGCUGUGCAAUCAUCGAAUCCUCUCUUUACCUACAGGCGACACUCUCACUGCCGUGUCUUUAUCUCAGCGUACAUAAAAAAGAUCCCUGGAGUCUUUCCAAAACCGGGGACUUUUGAAAGUGAUCAAACUUUUUAUUACCAAUUUCUUACAUUCCUUGCAAACACAAUCAGGCCUUAAAUUUCUAUUUAGUUGUCAUAUUUAAUUUGUCUUGGUUUACAGUAAACACAAAGGGAGGAAUCAGGUUUUAAACUUCUCCACUAACAGUCUCACAAAGUUUUCAACCUGAUAGUAGGGGUGGGAAUCACUAAUGGCCCUACAAUACGAUAUUAUCAUGAUACUUGGGCCACGAUAGGAUAUUAUCAUGAUACUUGGGCCACGAUAGGAUAUUAUCACGAUACUUGGUCCACUAUAGUAUCAUGAUACUUGGGCCAAGAUAGGAUAUUAUCAUGAUACUUGGGCCAUGAUAGGAUAUUAUCAUGAUACUUGGGCCAUUAUAGGAUAUUAUCACGAUACUUGGGCCACAAUGGGAUAUUAUCACGAUACUUGGGCCGCGAUAGGACAUUAUCAUGAUACUUAGGCCACGAUUGGAUAUUAUCAUGAUACUUGGGCCAUGAUACAAUAUUAUUGGGAUUUUUAACAUUUUGAAAUACAGUGAGUAUUGCGAUUUUUUUCAACCGUUUAGCUUUGCCAGCCUGGUCUCAGUUUGAAGCCUGGGCUCAAAACCUCUGAGGUAAAUCGAGGGCAUGGUUUCUGUGCGAAGGUUUUGCUGCCACUUUGGCCUUGACUUUUGUUUGAUAUUGAAAGAGCUUCAGGUUUGUUUAUGGGAAACAUGAUUUUCUCUUUUCUUUGACAUUUGUUCAAUUACCUUUGUAUUUCAGGUCCUGUCAGGGGUCCUCCAGUCUCUGGACCCCCUCCAGUCUCAGCGGCUCAACCGUAUAAUCAGUACAGUCACAGCCAGGGGGAAAUACAGAACGGACCCCCACCUAUGACACAAGCACCACCCAGGUAAUUACAUGUGGGCUGAUUGCUAUUUCUCAUAAAAUGAUCAAUCACUGCUUUUAAUAAAAAUCCUGUUAGUCUGGGGGUUUGCUUCAUACACUCGGCUCACUCCAACAGGUUUUUAGAAUCUAUUUAAACGCACAGAGAAAUCACAGAAAGGGUCUGAAACCACCAAACUUCAUGCUGUCCCAGGGCAAUGUCAUUUGGAUGGAUUUGAUUGAAAGUGGACACCAAAUUUGCCAAAGCUAAUUGCACAUCUUUUCACAUUCAAGCUCUAUAAUGCUCUCAAAGAUUUUCAGCUCUGGAGACUUUGCUUUUGUUUUGCGCCUGAUCCUUGUCAUGAGCUGUCAGCAUCUCCAUCUUUUGCAGGUAUCAUCUUGAAGUCCCUUAAUUCCUCCCAUGUGUAGAUGAUGGGCUGUAUAUGAGGGCGGGACGGUUCUACCAGUUUAUUACGGAGUUGCAACCCUAACCACAGCCCUUCAGAUUAAAAAAAAGACCUCUGGCAUGUGGGACAGCCAGCCUGUAUGAGCCUGAGUUAAGCCAGACUGAAUUAACCUAUGAUUAUUUUGGUCAGGGCGACACCAAAAUAGCAUCAUCAGGCUAAAUGCUUAAUGUUAAGGUCAUUCAGAGAUGGGAUUGUAGUCAUUAUCUGAAAAGUUUGAGUGUUGAGGGGUCUGUUUGCCCUAAAUGAAUGCAUCCUGGCUUGUUUUAAUGAAUGCAAAUAUCCUAGCCCACAGCAAAGCUUUUGGCUCUGCAGUGCAGUUUAUGAUUUAUUAACCCUUUGCACUUGCUUGUGAAUAAAACAGUUGUUUUGGCUCAUUUGCACAGGUGUAGCAGUUGUGAGCAGUGUAAUGUUUUCACUCUGUGUUGUAUGUUAAAAGACAGAUUAUGACGUGUAACCACUAACCAGUAAUAGUUGUUUUUAAUAGUAACAGAAAGGAUAGAAAACCGAACAGCAGAAAUUAUUACUUGUUGCUGCUGUUUAGUUUUCCAUCUUUCUUUAUGUGCUGGAGCACUCUGGAUUUGUAUGCACCGAUUUAUAGUAUAUAGGGCUGGGCGAUAAAACGAAAAUUUACAGAUACCGAAAUUUUACGACAAUAACCUGCGUCAUUUUGCCCAUGCCAAUAAAUUUGGUGUCAAAAAAUAAAUAAAAAAAAUAAAAGUUGGUUUUGGAUGUGUGUAGGUAGGCUAUGGUCUCAUGUCCCUUUAAGACGCUGUCCUACAUUAAGAAAUGUGACUCCAUCCCAUCCAGUCCGUAACAAAGAGGUAAAGACAAGUGAAGCGAUGGAGGACGGUUCAGAAGUUAUGGCGGCUGAAGUAGACAAAGUUAAAGUAGGAGGGGGUGAGCACUUUGUGGAGUAGUUAUCUUCCAUUUAUUGUUAUCGAGGUGAACUGAUCAAUAUAUCGUGAUAUUGAUUUGAGGCCGUAUCGCCCAGCCCUAGAAGUAUACAUAGAUGGCAACAGAAGAGCGUCUCUCGCUUUUCUUUUCACGCAGGCUGGCGAAAGUAGGUUACUAUAGUUACCAGACAUGCCUUCUUCAUUUUUUUACACUUUUAGUUUGAUUUAAAUGAAUGGAUUAAGCUCUGAGGUAUGAUCUCUAUGGCUUUGUGUGCUCAAAAUGAACCCAUAGUUACUAUUAUUUGAUACAGAAAAAGCCAAACACAAACUGUGUUUUCAAAAGCUACAGAUAAGCUAAAUAAAUCAGUUUUUAAACAGGCUAAAAAGUGCUGUCAAAGGUCAGCAAUUCAUUCAUAAAUUGCUGUUAUUUGACUUCAUAUUGUUAAAUCAUAAAGAGGUUGGGUGUUAAAAAAAAUUACCUAAAGAGGAAGAAAGAGUAAGCGAGCAACAGAGGAUGAUGCAGGAAAGACAAAGUGGUGGAGGCACAACUCAAAGUCUGUCACUGCUUUAUGUUCCUUAUGCAGAGAAGCUGCAGUUCAACUAAAACCAAUUCCUCAUCCACCUUCAUUAAACAGUAGAGGUUUAGGAUGCAGCGAUUAUUCCACUAAAUCAUAACGUGUGAAGUUAGAAGUCUUUCUGCAGCUCUGAACUCUUGUUUCCUCUGUGAUGAUCAUGACAAACUCACAAACUGAUCUUCAUGUUUUCAGGCCUGCUGCAGCUCAGCCAUACAACCAGGGGGGGAUGAACCUGACUGGACUGCCGCACCCCUCCUACCCUCAACACUACGGGCCACCACCCUCUAUGCAGCAGGUCACUAAUCAGAUGACUGGAAUGCAGAUCAACUCCGGGCCUCCAACCCCAGCGGGACCAGGAUACGGUAAGUUAAGAUGGAUUCAUGCGUUAGUACACGUUCAAAUCAGUACCACAGAUUCAUGAGCUGAUCUGUCGUUCUCUUUUCAGCUCCACCUCACAGCUCUCAGCCUCCUGUCAGCACUGCCUACUCGGCUGCACCUCCACCUACCUUCACCCAAGCCCCUCCCACAUCCUCUGCACCGACUCAGCCUCCACCCCCCAGUGGCCCUGCAGCUCCUCAGCAAUAUUACGGGGGUCCUCCACCUCCUUCUCAACAGCCAUUCAACUCUUCUCUGCCCCCUACCUCUCAGCCGCAGUUCACCUCCCCAGCUCCACCCCCUGCAGCCUCCCAGCAAACCUUCCCCCCCUCUUCCUACUCGGGUCCUGUGCCUCCAACCAGCCAAGCUCCCACUCCUCCGGUCUCCCAACCGCAUCAGUCUUUCCCUCCGACUCAGCCCCCCUUCUCCUCAGCACCCCCUCCCGUCAGCCAGCCUUCCUUCACCCCCGGCCCUCCUCCCUCCACCCAAGGCCCCUUCCCACCCAGAGGUCCACCUCCAUCCUCUCAACCCGGGUCCUACCCUCCCCCUGGUCCUCCUCCAACCUCGCUCUCCUCUGGCCCGUACCCAGGCCAGAUGCCUCCCCAGCAGCCACCCCCUUCAUCCCAGCCAUCCCCCUACCACUCAGGUCCCCCUCCUCCCACUGCUCAGAUGCCCCCGACCUCCAUGGCCCAGAGCAACCACCUGCCUCCAGGACCACAAGGCCCCCCUGGGCCGCUGCAGCAGCCUCCGCCUCAGCCGGGGAUGCCAGGAGGUUACCCCCCUCAGCAGAACGGUGAGAACCCGUCCUCUAAACUCAGGCGAUGAGCAGAUUACCUUUUUGUUCAUUUUUACUGAAAAGAAAUAACACUUCAUUUUUUUCUUUCAGGCGCUUUUGGGCAGGUGAGAGGUCCUCAGCCCGGCUAUGCAGGCCCGUAUCCAGGGCAACCAAACUAUGGAGCUCCUGCGCCAGCACCAGCUCCUGCUCCCCCUGCACAGAAAAGACUAGAUCCGGAUGCCAUUCCUAGCCCGGUGAGCAGACACAAACGCUCAUAGAGGCGCACACAAACUUCUUUGAGCCAAAUCUCCCAGUUUACAACACGCCAUCAGCUUUUAUUGUUGUGUUUAGGCCUUUCCUGUUUCUCCUCACUGCGGUCUGAGUCAUACUAUUAGCCAAGGGGGAUAACUUUGAUAUCAGAGAUUGCACAAUAUAAUGUGAUCUAUUACAACUGCACUACCACACAGGCUUUGUUUGAUAGUUUCAAGCUCUUACUGGUAGCUUUGCAUCAAACUGAAUAUGUUUUGUAUGAUGUGGUCUCCUCAUGUAUGUGAAUAUGAAGGACAGAAAAGCACAGCACACCUCUUGAUAUAUCGAUAAACCACCUUCUCCAAAUGUAGCUUUGAAUCUGUUUAAUUCUCUUUUAUACUGGAACCACAUCUAUAAAAGCUAAGGGAUAUAAAUGUCCGCAGUGGGAGAAAUUCAAAAUUGAGUUGUGUUGCAUUAAACCAUCUGGAUAAGUUCUGCUGUUGUAUUUAAAGGGAGAAUGUAGGGCUGGGCGAUACGGGAAAAAGUUGAUCACCAUAUAUAUAUAUUUUUUAUCGGUCUAUAUUGAUAUAAAAAAAAAUCUCUAGUCAGUUUUAAAUGAUCUUAAAUGUUUCCUGUUACUCUUAAAUGAAAUUUAACAGUGCUCAUUGGUAGCAUGUUUUUUUACAAUACAAUAAGCUACUGAUUUGUGAGGCCUUUGUGUCUCUUUGACGUUUUGUUGUAAGGCGUUGCGCUACUCUGCUUCAUGUCCGACCUCAAAAAACCAAAAUACCUCCACACCACAGACGUUUUCGUGCCAGUGUUGUCACCGGUGUCGUCAUCUGUUGAGCCUUCAUCUGCAUUUCUGCCGGGGGUAGCACUCAUUUUCUUUUUUCCUCACUGACAGUGCUAUCGGCUUCACCUGUUAAAGUCCUCUGGUUGUGUUAAGCUGCAGCCUGCUAUUACGCAGUUGUUUGCUACUUGGUUCUAAUUCAGCACAUGACUGGUUCAGCACGAAGCAACUCCCGUUUUCAUUGGCUUUUCUUAUAGUCUACCAAAACAUGGCAGAAUGCUGGCUAUUGAAAAGCAUAUUGACGAUGUUUCAUAUCGAUAUUGAGUGAAAUUAAUUUUUGAUAUAUGUCAUUAUUUUUUAUCGCCCAGCCCUAGAUUAAAGGUUUUCCCAGUUUGUUUGAUUGUAACUGUAUUUCUCUGCCAAGCAUGUGUCAAACACUCUUAUACGUUUUAUCUACUCGCGCUUGACUGUGAUAAUCUGCAGUACCACUAAUCAAUGAUCAAUACUACUGAUCAGUUUCUGUCUGAAUAACAACAAUGCUGCUUGAUGCUCAGCACAGUCCUGCUGAGAUUUCUCUUCUCACACUCCUUUUUUCAUAUUUUCACUCUUGUGUAUGUUAUUUAUUUUGUCCUGUUUUUGCACAAAAUGCUGGACAAACUUUUGAAUGUAAAGCAAGCGUCUGACAUGCCGGCUGUGCAGAAAUCAAGACAUAGAAUAGAUCCAGACGCUAUCCCCAGCCCAGUAAGUUUCCUGUGUGCCUGCCUUCUCCUCUGCUCCAUCCUCUCCUCUCUGUCUGCUUGCACUAACCCACAGCCUCCACCUCCUGUUUUCUCCCUGCAACCCCACAUAGUUCUAGUCCGUGUAUUUUAUCACCUCCUGUAAAAACGAUCUUGGACUUAUGGUUGUUUUUUUUUUUUAAGUCAGGAGUCAGUCCUUCUUUAUCACCAGCCUUUGCCAGAAUCGUUUUUAUUUAAAUGGACCGUAACUGUCGCCCUUCAUCACCCUUAUACUUUGUGCUCUGAAACACUCCAGCAGUAAUUGUUGUAAUAAAACUGCCACAGUCCACAUCUACACCGGCGUAAUGGCACCAUUUAAAGGGGCAGUACACCUACCGCAUUUUUCGCACUAUAAGGCGCACCUGAUUAUAAGGCGCACCAUCAAUGAACGCGUCUAUUUUCAUACAUAAGGCACACCGGAUUAUAAAGCGCAUUAAGCCAAACAAAACAGUCAAUAACUCCACAAGGCUACGGUGCAGGAUUUUAAGUGCGCCUUAUAGAACGAAAAAUACGGUACUUGCUCAGGCAAAGUUUGAUAGAAAAAAAACAAAACAACCACAUUUCUAGAAACAUAAAACCAGCUGAUUAGGCUUAGCAUCAAAACUUGAAACACUGAAUGUGACUUUCACAGGCCUGUCAGAUUAGUUUAGCAUUAGCACUGAAUGUUAAUCUACUACUAGCAGGGCUUGACUCGAACAUUUUUCACAAGAAGCACAUGUGCUCCCAAGUUGAAAAAGUAAAGAGUAUACAAAGAACUUUAAGGGCACAAUGAAAUUUGAUCAAAUAAUGUUUGUCUUAUUGGUCGACAUCAAUACUAUUAUUUGAAAUCAAUUUUAGGUCUUUUGGUCACAUGACAUGGAAGAAAUUGAAGAAAAUGUUCGAAAUAUGCCUUUAAAUUUAACACAAAAAAUGUAUGAGGACAAAUUAGGGAAAUAAAGAGAUGUGUCUUAUCUGUCGACGUAAGUUUUAUUAAAAUUUAAAUCAAUUUUAAGUCAAUUGGUCACAUCAUAUGGAAGCUAUUGAAGGAAAACAGCCUUUUCUAAGAACAUCAACCGGUAAUUUAUUGAUGGUCCCUUAACCUAUCGGACGUUGACAGCGAGGGUGCCGAGGAGAUUUAACGAUGCUGCUGUUGCUAUUCCCGGUUAUGGAGAGUGAGAAAACACCAGUAGAUCCGCAGUGAAUGUCUGUUGGAUAUCAAACCUAAAACUAACUUCACUGCGGUUUUUACAUGAAAAAACAUUUGUUGCCUUGGCUAAUUUUUUUCAUGCACACAUGUGCCCUUAAAUACAUUUUACAAUUCGCACACAUCGAAUUUUAGUUGCAAAUGCGAGUGAGACGGUUGCACUGUUGAGCCCUGGCUAGGGAAAACAGCCGUCUUGGUUGUGUUUAAGAAGAUGAGAUCUAUCGAUGGUAUUCUCCUUCAGCACCUUUGUUAGCAUUUACUCCCAUAUCCCUGUUUGUAUCACCUCGACCCACUCCUGCCUUUUCACACCCGUGUGUCUGACCAGGACUUUAAGCCGGCCAUCUUAUCGCUGAGACCUUCAGAGACUUUAUUUUUUUCAGGGUUUGUCAGGCAUAAAGCACAAACAGCCCCCCCCUCACAAUACUCCCUUUCCCUGCAUGCGACUGUGCACUGUUUCAACUUACCCAUAAUUCCUUGCUUUACCAGCACGUCCUCAUGAAUCCUGCCCUUAUUUUUCUCAGGGAUGCCAUGUAGUUAUUUUUCAUGAAGUUCGUAUGAACCUGUGCAAAAACAUCUGCAUGCAUGUAUGUGCGCUGUAUCACUCAUGGCUCCUUUAAGAGUUUUCCACAGAUGUUGAUGGGUUUCAGUGUGUGUUUUGUAGCUCCAAAUGUGUGUGUGUGUGUCUGGGUUGAGUGACAGUCCUCCCUCUGCAUGCGUGUUGAAUGUUUGUCUUAAAGAUUGUGUGAGAUCCAGGGACAGUGUGUCAUCACUUGGACUUUUAGGUGUGUGUUUCCGCCGCAGACAUGCACGAAGCGUCUGACAUUUUUGUGCUCCUCUGUCCUCUGCAGAUCCAGGUAAUAGAGGAUGACAAGGCUAAGUGUACCGAGCAAUUCACCUCAGGGGUCAGAGGUCAGGCCCCGCCACUGGUCACCACCAAUUUCCAAGUCAAAGACCAAGGUGGGCUUUCCAAAGAACGUGAAAAGUUUGAACCGUGGACAGAAAUCACACUCUGACUGUGGAGGUGAUAUUGAUGGAGAGUUUGUGUGUGUGUGUGUUUUCAGGGAACGCCAGUCCCAGGUUUGUCCGCUGCACGGCCUACAACAUGCCUUGCACAGCCGACAUGGCCAAGCAGUCUCAGGUGCCACUGGCCGCCAUUAUCAAGCCUCUCGCCACGCUGCCGCCAGACGAGGUAAGCAACGCCCUGACCCUUUUCUUUUCCUCUUCACUGUCUCCUGUCUCCUCUCUAAACCCUGCUCAUACAGAGCUCUUAUUCUGGACUUAGUCUGAUCUGCAGCCGUUACUGUAUGACACAAAAUCCCUUGAGAGAUGAAUGAACUGUUUGUUUUUCACGAGAGCAAACAGAAAGACUGAGGGAGAUUAAAUGUUGACGUCAUGCAAAAUGCUAAAUAUAUGAUCAUCUUUACUUUUACUCUCUUAACCUAAAGCCUCAAAUGGUGGAGUAUUUUGUCAGAUAUAUAUUCACUCCAGUGGAGUGAGGGGUAACCGGCACAGGCAUGUGGACGCUAACCUGUAAAGAGCACUAAGGGCCGGUGGAGCCAGCUCUACUAGUUUAAGGCACACUUUGAAAAUAAUUUAACAUGGUUCUCCAGAAGACUUUAUGCUCUCGUCUUUAUCCUCGUUUCUGUGUAACAUUUACUUUUUUAGUCUGUAAACCGUUCGACAGAUGUGAUAUUAUCAGCAUGAUAUCUGUAUCUGUGGAUAAUAGUUUAAAAAGUUAAUUAAUGUUAUCAGCAGAUAUGAACAUUUCUGCAGCUGUAAUUAUUGUCCAAAAAGGUGAUGCCAUCUUUAUAGGUGUGUCCCCAUACAACUUUUUACUUCCGAUACAAUACCGAUAUUGUAUCAUUCAGUAUUAGCCGACAACGAUAUUGAUCCGAUAUUGGCACAGGCUGGUUUCUUGACAAGUUUUUCACUCAGCUGCAACUUCUUUUUCGAACUUAAAGAAAAAAUACUGCCACGUGGCCGACAUCAUUCCUUCUCCUUGCUACUUUUUUAAUACCUUAGUACACACUGUUGUUGUGAUUAUGUGGACUCCUCAUGCUUGGUGCUGCUAGAUAGAGGAGAUGGAGCAGAGUCUGGAAUGGAUUGUAUCGGAGUGCUGAUAUCGGAAAUUUCAGAUGCAGGCUGAUAUAAUCCGAUGUUUUUUUUUUGCUGAUAUCGGGCCGAUAUCUAAUCUCAAUAUCGGAUCAGAACACCCCCAAUUAAUUAUGUGCAUGUGCUGACAGCUUACACAAGCAUUAGUAAAAAAAAACAUUCAUCAUCUGUGGAGGGGGGUAAUGCUGUUUGUCUUGUCCUGAAGCAGACAGACUGUCACUAUAAGAGUAACAGCUUCAUUAAAGAAGAAACUUUGAGUUCUUUACAUUGAAAAAGGAAAGAUGUGUUUAAAUCGGUAUCAGCCGAAAUAAGUUUGAAAAUUUAAGAACAUCCGAUAUCAGUCCAAAUCCAAUAUUGUGCAUCGUUAAUGUAUAUUUGUCACAGUUUUAGAGCUCAAACUGACGUCUCCUGACAAACCAAGAGCCUAAUUUUAAAAAAUACUCAAAGACCUGCAAAGAUUACGAUGCAAAUGAGAGAGUUUUACAUUUUAAUGGAUGGGAUGAGCAAUUUUUUGGCGUUUCAAAAUUCACAGGACUGAUUUUAUUUAAAAGUUCAGUCAUAUAUUUUAUCUACCUCUGAAAAAAUAACCUCAAAGAUGCAGUUAAAGACAGUUAUUAUAAAUAAUCUGCAGAACCUUGGAUAGUUGUAGGUCUUGAUGUGUUACAGUGGACAGUCAGGUCUUUGCCUCUGUGUUCAGUCGAUGAGUUUGCCCUCUUGACGUGAUUUUGAAAAAGAUGAGAUUUCAGGGCUAAAGCCUGAUAUGUUGUUUUAUCACCGGAUGCCUGUUAUGUAAUGUGGGAUUAUCCGUCACAACCACAGAGGUGGGAGAGGCUGAAUGACCUUGUUUCACUCACACGCCACACGUGUAACAGAUAUCCAUCUGGACCACUUCUGCAUUGUGUCUCUUUGGCAGGAAAAAAACACUUAAUGAAAGACGGUGUCCAUAUUUAGCCGUGGAUGUAACCGACUCUCCCAUUUCCUCCUGUUUCAGUAAUUCUGCCCACAUGAGGCCGACAGAUGAAGUCAGUCCGGUUGAUGAAUUGUGUAAUCCAAGUCUACUCGCCUCAGAAAUCCAGAUUAUUGGAUCAAACUUCUCUUAAUCCUUUCGUUGCAUGUCUUGUCAGAGCCCUCCGUACCUGGUGGACCACGGCGAGGGCGGUCCGAUCCGCUGCAACAGGUGCAAGGCCUACAUGUGUCCCUACAUGCAGUUCAUCGAGGGAGGGCGCCGCUUCCAGUGCGGCUUUUGCAGCUGCGUCACAGAGGGUGAGUGAACCGGAGCCUCCUUCAAUCCAAACCGUGAAGCCCCACUGAUUGAGGGACAAGGUCUACGAUACACAGCGAGCAUUAGGGCCCUCUGGUGGAAAUACCUUACCCCACCUUCAGACUGUAGAUAAAUCAUAACAUUACACUGUAUUGUAACAUCCCUGUCUUGAAUAAGCAAUGCAAAAGUUGGAGAAAGUGACACUUUUAAAGCUGAAAACAUACAGGAUCCGUAUUGAGCACCGUCCAUAUUUGCUCCAUAGAGCAGCCCUUGGUACCACAUACAGGAUGUGUAUUUGGAGCAGCAUAGUGCAGCCUCAGUCAGCUGGGCUCAGGAUAGAGGAAACAACAUCCUACUGAGCAAUAGACGGCUAUUACAUGUCUAGUUUUUUUCAUUUCAGACCUAAUUUUAACCGUCUUGAUUCUAUAUAUUUAUAGAUGGAAUUUAGACGUUGCACUUUAACCCAUAAUUCGACAACUAUUUAUUUCAAAAAGCAACUGUGAGUUGCAUAACUGAUCUCCAAGUACUCCAAGUCAUUUUUAGCCCUGUGGUAGCCUGAUUUUAGACCAGUCGUCCAGGCUACAUUUAGACGUCUAUAAGACCUCUUUUAGACCAAAAAAUGCUCAGUGGCUCACAACAGGUUGUUUUUCCUUUCUGUGGUCUAUUUCCUGCUAAUUUGGAUAUAAUUCAGUGACUGUUGAGCCUCUACUAUAUGUGGAAAAAGCAAUGUGAUUUUUACAGUUUCGGUUUUUGCAGGUUUACUCGUGUUUAAUAAAGUAAACUAUGUUCCUUUAUGCUGUGCUGUUACCUUCAGACAGAGUAUUUCUCAUCUACACGAACUGAUACACAGUCGGGAGUUUGCAUAUGGUGUUUUAUUUUGAAAUGUACAGGAUGGCAUGCACAGGUUUCAUGCAUGACUUCAUGUCUGGAACGAUCUUCUCUGUGUGGGUUGAUACGUAUUAGAAGCGUAGACUUGGCGCAAAUCUUAAGCAGAGCCGCGCUCAAUACACAUUGAUUAGAAUAGCAACCUAUUUGCUGCGUGAUACACAACGUUGACGUUACACGCUCAAUACGGAGCCUGUAUGUUUUAGCCUUAAGGCCUGAGAAAGGGUGUGUUCAGUUUAGGAAGUAGCGUAAACUACAAGAUUUAUACAACCAAAGUUUAAGCUAUUUGAUAUUUAUUGAUCGGAGAGAGACCUGAAGUAUCUGUGCCCUUGUUUUAAGUCUCCUGUUUUCCUCCCACAGUGCCUCCACAUUACUUCCAGCAUCUGGACCAUACUGGGAAGAGGGUGGAUUGCUACGACAGGCCGGAGCUCUCGCUGGGAAGCUACGAGUUCCUGGCGACUGUCGACUAUUGUAAAGUGAGUCUGGAUGAGCCCUGUUAUCCAGGGAACAAACAUCCUCAAUCAGAGCUGUGUUUUUGGAUUUGAAUGUCAUCCAAAUUCCUGAUGUUUGCCAGUAGAGACCCCUUCAGGAGGUCUGCAGAAGCAACUUAGUGUGAGAAAAGCUUGUAACGUGGAUUUUAUUAAGAAGUCAGAAUGAUAGAGUUAUGAAAAACAAAUCAAGAACAAUCUGAAAAAAACAGCCUGAAGACUUCUGCAUUAAUAAAGUCUGGCUUAAAUAAUGUUUCCCUCAUUUAUUGAACAUAUAUUGGAUGAUCAGAUCUUCAGAUAAUAUUAUAUGUGAGUUUAUACCACCUCUUUGCUUGUUUCUAACAGAAUAACAAGCUUCCCCAGCCUCCAGCCUUCAUUUUCCUUAUUGAUGUAUCCUACAACGCUGUGAAGAGCGGCAUGGUCAGCAUCGUCUGCCAGGAACUCAAGACCCUGCUGGACUAUCUGCCCAGGUACUGCUCACACAUGAAUGCAGCAGAUAUGGAGAGGAGGAAAGGAAAUGAGCUGAAGAAGAGUUGAUGAUUUAAAAUAGAGAUAAAGAGAACCAUGAGGAAGAUUUUCAGAUUAGAAAGGAUGGAUUAUUUAUAGAGCAAGAAGCAAUAUCAAGAAAUGAAGCAUGCAGCAAAGAAAGAGAAGGUCCUUAGCACCCGUUUUCAAGCUCCCAUCCUGUGUUUCUGUUUUCAGAGAGAACCCAGAAAUGGACUCUGUGGUGCGGGUCGGCUUCGUCACUUACAACAAGGUUUUGCAUUUCUACAACGUCAAGUCCAGCCUGGCUCAGCCUCAGAUGCUGGUGGUGUCAGACGUGUCCGACAUGUUCGUACCGCUGCUCGACGGAUUUCUGGUCAACGUAAACGAGAGCCGGCUAGUUAUCGAGAGGUGGGAACUCUAAACACAGAUGCUCACUCACGCACAAGUCGGGUAAAGACGGGCGUUCUGAUGUGGUUUGUGUUCUUCUUAGUUUGCUGGACCAGAUCCCAGAGAUGUUUGCAGACACCAGGGAAACAGAGACAGUCUUUGGACCCGUCAUUCAGGCGGGACUGGAGGCACUCAAGGUAAACAAAAUUUUUAAACUCAACUUAAAACACUUAUUCUUCAAAUGUGUAUCAAAAACUCGACAGGCUUCAUAUUUAUUUUAUUUUUGUAACAAUAACAAAUGUUUCUCGCUGAUUAAACGCUCAGUUUGGUGGUAAACAGAGGGUUUUAUUCAAAGAAAGAGCAGGGGGAACAAACGUAUCACCAAAACAAAAGUUAUAGUGAUGAGAUUAUCCAAUAAUGUUAACAAAUACAUGACCUUCUUAUAUCUCAGUUAGCCAGCUUUGCCCCCACCCCACUGACGUUCUUUAUCUUUUACAACUUUUCCUUUUCCUUUUCAAUGCAUGUAAGCAGUUUUUCCUUGUAAGGGACUCAAGUCAACUUGGACUAUUUUGAAUGCAGAAAUACUCAGAAAUGCAAUUUUGCACUUAGUUUUCUCAUGAUAUAUCCUGUAGCAUCAGAAAAAUGCUACAUGAACAUGUAGACAACAAGAAAAACAUGAUUUUUAUUGGAGUGGGUCUUUAAGAGCUGUGGCAUAAAUUUGGUGAUAAUACUCACUAAAUAAAAUGCCAGAUUUCGCUUGUAGUCAAGUGUUUUUACACAGCAUUAUUAGAAACUUAGGAAAUUAGGCUGCAGAUCAAACAUCAUUCAAGAUUUUAUAUAACGUCCCGAAUAAUAAUGUCAAGACUCAUGCUUGUAUUUUAUCAUGAUUCCAGUCCAGCAGAUGUUCCUCUCUCUCUCUCUCUCUCUCUCUCUCUCUCUCUCUCUCUCAUGCUCAUCAGUGUUUCCCCUAGAAUUUUUUUCAGCAGCGGUGGGGGGGUGAUUUUCGCUGUUACCCCCACUCUCUUGCAUAAGCUUGAACAUUACCUUUCACGUUGAUAGAAGAGGGUCCGACAGUAUUUGAUGGGGUCGUUGAUGACUCAAAACAAGUCGAAAAUAAUGUUGUGUGUUGUUGAACUCACAUAGUGUGAGCAGAAAUCAUUAGUGGCCCAUUGACAAUGAUCAUGUGACAUUUAAGUAGUAGCGCACGUAAUUUGGCAACGGUGCACGAGGGGAAACACUGCUCAUCAUCCCUUGGCUUUUCAGAGACACAGACCUGCCUCCUCCUGCUCCUCUCCCUGCUCUCCUCUCUCCACCUGUGGCUGCCUGAUAGUUUCUUAAGGAAAAGAGGGAGGGUGUGCUUAAUUCAAGCUGUAGGAUGUAGUGGGGGUGACACAGCAGCAGGCGGUACAGUAACACUUGUACUGUGGUGCUGGUCUGCCUGCUCAUCAGUUUCCUCUGUCUGUCACUUCCCCAGGCUGCAGACUGUGCAGGGAAGCUGUUUGUGUUCCACACGUCUCUGCCCAUCGCAGAAGCUCCUGGGAAGCUGAAGAACCGAGAAGACAAGAAGCUGAUUGGGACGGAUAAAGAGAAGGUAAACACAAGUACAAAUACACAAGUUUAUACUAAACAUGAAGUAGUUUUCAGUUUGUGUUGUUUAUUGACAUGAGUUGAAGACAUUCCUCCAUUGUCCCACUCUGACGUCUUUGACUCUUGUCCUCCUCAGUCUUUGUUUCAGCCUCAGGUGGGUUUCUACAACACUCUAGCGAAGGAGUGUGUGGCUCAGGGCUGCUGCGUGGAUCUCUUCCUCUUCCCCAAUCAGUAUGUAGACGUCGCCACAUUAGGGGUGGUUCCUGUCUCCACUGGAGGUUCUGUCUACAAGUACACAUACUUCCAGGUGAGAAAAAUCGCUCUAAUCCGAGACACGUUUUCUUCCUCAUGGGGAACAUUUGAAAAGCUCACAAAGCAGUGAUUCGUUUCCUGGGUGACACACUGUGCGCUGUCUUUAUCCCAGGCUCAGUCGGACAAGGAGCGGUUCCUGAAUGACCUGCGACGAGACAUUGAGAAACUGGUAGGAUUUGAUGCCGUCAUGAGGGUGCGGACAAGCACAGGUGAGGGUUACACACCGGGGAAACUUUAAAAAAAAAAGGUUGUAAACAAAGUUACGACCGCCCUCAUGUCACCGACACCCUCCUCUCGUCCUCUUUAGGUAUCAGAGCGACAGACUUCUUCGGCUCUUUCUUCAUGAGUAACACCACAGACGUGGAGCUGGCGGGCCUGGACUGUGAUAAGGCCAUCAGUGUGGAGUUCAAACACGAUGACAAGCUCAGUGAAGAGACGGGGGCCCUCAUGCAGGUGUGUACCACGAGAUUUUUAGCUUACGACCUCCUUCUUUAAAAGUAGUUUCAAGUUGAUAAUGGGAUUAAGAACCACAAUGUUCUGCUUGACGCAAAGUUAGAUUUCUUGGGUAACAUACACAUAUUACUGCACCUUUUUCGUAUCCCUGCAGUGCGCCGUGCUGUACACCAGCUGCAGCGGCCAAAGGCGUCUCCGCAUCCACAACAUGGCGGUCAACUGCUGCUCUCAGCUGGCUGACCUCUACCGCAACUGCGAGACGGACACAAUCAUCAACUUCUUCGCUAAAUAUGGUGAGAAGCUUACGGAGAAAAACGUCUUCUACGGUUUUAUUCAGUGUCAGGACAAACCCAAAUAUUACACACCCAGCAGUGUGCUCUGAAAGUCUUACUCAAGUGUUUGGAGAAAUGAAUGAGUCAGCCCAGCUGCUGGACUCCUGAAAGCUUGUUUGUGUGAAUGUAGUCAGCUUUUUACCUCCAAGUGGGCACAAGAUGGUGAACUACUGAUGGUUAUGCUCUUCUUCAAAGUCAUGCAUUUCUUUUAUGGAAUAUGUUCACUUAUUACUUUUGCUUGUUGAAGUUGUCAUGCUUACGUGUAUCUGUGUGUGUGUUGCAGCUUUCCGCGGCAUCCUGAACAACCCGACCAAGGCUGUUAGAGAAACUCUGAUCAACCAGUGCGCUCAGAUUCUGGCCUGCUACAGGAAGAACUGUGCAAGCCCCUCUUCGGCUGGUCAGGUACGGAAUACAUGUGUGAUGCUGUGAAUAGCACAUCGUUGCGUAUGCUGAAGUAAACCACUGCACAGCUGUACCUACAACCUUGUGACUCUAGCUUUUCUAUGUUCUGGUUGCAGUAAAAAAAGGAGUACCGUAUUUUUCGGACUAUAAGGCGCACUUAAAAUUCUUAAAUUUUCUCAAAAAUUGACAGUGCGCCUUAUGUAUGAUUACUUGUUGUGCUUACUGACCAGUUUUAUGUGGCACAAUGCGCUCAAAAAUAUGUCGAAAUGUGUAAGUACGACUUUCAUAAGAUCCGCUCAAUGGAUAUUCAGAGCAUUACGGUAACUGGAAUCAUCACUGAACAGCAACGAGACCGACUCGGAUAAUGACGAGAGGGAUCCGGGCGUGCUUGAUGCAGAAAUCGCACAACUUUUAUAACUUAGACACUAAAGAUGAAGGAUAAGGGAGCGUAUUUUUCUGUGCCGGUAUUUGUUGUUACAACCGAGUUAAAUAAAGUUUGAUUUACCGGACUGUGUUGUUUUGCUUAACACGCCUUGCAAUCAGGUGUGCCUUAUGGCCUGAAAAAUACGGUAUUUGUUUUUCCCAGAUGAAAACUUACUCAGACAUUUGUUGGUGACGCCAUAGAUUUCGAAACUCCUCUCCCUGUUUUGCAGCUGAUCCUCCCAGAGUGCAUGAAGCUGCUCCCUGUUUACCUAAACUGCGUGCUGAAGAGCGACGUGCUGCUGCCAGGAGCAGACGUCUCGUUGGACGACCGAGCGUACCUGCGGCAGCUCAUCAGCUGUAUGGACGUCGCAGAGAGCCACGUCUUCUUCUACCCUCGCCUGCUGCCUCUGGUCAGACACACUUAAAUUCACAAAUCUAUCACACCUCUUGAAUCCUCCUGUAGUUUCGAGCUUUAUCUUUAAAAGGUUUUAUAAGAUUUAAUCUUUACUUAUUUUCUAACACGGUUUCCUCUGUUUUUUUUAGACAAAGUUAGAAAGUGGCUCGUUGCCGGUGGCAGUAAGGGAUUCGGAGGAGCGGCUGUCUAAAGGUGGAGUUUACCUCUUGGAGACGGGACUCCACCUCUUCUUGUGGGUGGGAGCGAGCGCCCAGCAGGAGCUGCUGCUCAACAUUUUCGGCACACAGAGCUUCAGCCAGAUCGACCCGAGCAUGGUGAGAAGACAUUGAUCUGAUAGAUGUUAGGCUUAUCUAACCGAGUUAAAAUGAACAACACAAAUUUAGAUUUUUACAUGAAAAGAGAUGAAUUUUGCCUCAUCAACAGAAAAGAAACAAAUGAAAUUUAGUUGUUUUUGUGUGCAAAAAACUGCCUAAUAAUAAAUGCUAGUGUCAGGAAAAUGUUCAUCCUGUUUAUGAGGCUUUGCAUAUAUUUUUUCUGUAUUAUGUUUUUGAAUAUUAAUUACCAUAGUAACCAAGUCAAACUCUCUUAACAUCACUGGUCUGUGUUUCAGACGAGUCUACCGGAGCUUGAUAAUCCAUUCUCCCAGAGACUCAGAGAGAUCAUCGACUCCUUCAGGGCUCAGAGAUCAAGAUACAUGAAGGUAGACUCAUUCUCCGUUUUAUGACCCCUUCUGUUUCAUUUGUCGCUUUUCCUAAUAUACCACUUUCUAAUGCAACGCUUAUAACCAUGAAAUUGAUCGAUAUAAAACUCUCUGCAAAGCUUGAUAGUUUAUCUAGAAAAAUAAUCAAGGAAUUAAGAAAACAAGACUGAACCAGGAGAGGAUGAAAUGUCUGAUUAAUUUAUGAGUGGUAUACGUGUCAGUGAAAGGUCAAAAAUUUGUUUCAGUCUGUUUGGUCGGGUAAUUUAUAUUUUUUUACACAGCAUUUUUGCAGUUCUAGUUCCAGUCCAUCUAUUUUCAGAUACUUUUUUAACACUAUUUUUUUAUUCCUGUGGGUUUUAAACUCCUGUCCUUGUAAACUCACUGUAAGCAGGUUCUCACAAACACCUUAAAGACAGAGAUAUUUGUGUUGUUGACGGCAACAAUGUGUAUGUCAGACAUUUGUAUGUAUUGGGCAUUUGUCACGAUGGCGGACUUCUGGUUUGUUUGGUUCUGCUUAGCCAGUACCAGAUUAAAAUAAAUCAGGAUGUUUAUUUAUUGAUUUAUCGUAUUAGUCCCACUGAAAUCCAAUCAAAUCGAACUUUUCACAGUCAGACUAACAUGCCUGGAUAAUGUGCUAAACAUUACGGUUUCAUACUCAGUUUAUGCACUCCUAGUUUCUCACUCUGCCCUCCUCUUCGUCUUUGUCCACAGCUGAUGGUGGUGAAACAGGAAGACAGAACUGAGCUGAUAUUCAGGCACUUCCUGGUGGAGGACAAGAGCGCCAGCGGGGGAGCGUCAUACGUGGACUUCUUGUGUCACAUGCACAAGGAGAUCCGCCAGCUUCUCAGCUAGGCCGGCAGAGUCCCACCUUUACCUGUAUGAACCCCAACCUGAACACCCCCCUCACCAGGUUCACACCCUCCUUGUGAAAGAAAGCGCUUUAUCUUUUUUUUGUUUUUUUUGUUUUGUUUUUUAAACCUAAUAAACUAAAGCUCUCCUUGCUGUCUGUCAGCUGAGCAACAGAGACCAGCUGGCAGAUCCCGUUGUGUGAGCGUGGGAUAGUGUGAAUGAGAGUGCGAAUGAGAGCGAGUCUGAUGAUAAUAGAGCUUUACUCUGCCUCAAAUCUACUGCUCCAGUACAGCGGGAGUGAAAUAACUGACGAGGGAGGGUCAUGUAUAUACACAAGUGAACAAUUAUGUAUGCAACGGACGGAGUGAGUGCAGAGAUGGCCGGUGUUGACUUUAAUCAGUGUACUGUCUGUAUUACGAGCACUGAAAAAAGGCUGUUUUGGGCGCAUAACCGACCCUCAGAUAGCAAAACUCUUUUUAUAUAAACGAAUCCCAAUAAAGUGAAGGACAUCUACAUCUACCGAGACACACGUGGGAUUAAAAAUGCUGUUUCUUUCUGUCUCUCCUUUUAAUCAUGGCCUUAGUACCCCCCAUGCUGCUCCAAUCAUUCAUUAUGUGUAUGUGUGUGUUUACAGAUGUGAGAGGGUUAGUCGCUCAGAUCUGAUUGGACGGCGUGUCUCCAGGUGACUUGAUGAUGAUCUUUCAUCUGCAAAAAAAACAAACAAAAAAAGUGUCUCGAAAUUGAUCAAACCACCUUUCGAAUAAACAGCAGAAAUGGAAUGAUAACAGUGAUUGAUGUAGUCCGGGUUGGUUCGAAAACAGCCUCAGACGGGUUUUUGAUGCUCAGAUGUUGGAGCACUGGAACGAUCCAGAUGUGCAUGUUUUGAUUCUGUCAGGAGAAGAAAGCUUUCACUAGAUCAAAGUCUAUGCAGCAACAAGAAAGGCCGGAAAAAAAACAAAUAUGAAGAUAAAAAGAAAUCAAAGACAGGUGUGAACUUUUGAUUCCAACGUCAAAGCAGUGUGAACGACGAUCCAGCCGGUCAGUUUGAUGGCGUGAAGUGCUGCCGACUUUAUAUUAAUCAAAAAAGUUUUAAUGUCCAAAAUUGUACAAAAGAAGCAGUUUCCUGUAGACAGCGAUGAGCAGAUACAUGGACAUGAGUUAGUGUUUGCUAAUUUUUCAGUUGUCUCCACACUGAGGAUCUGCUCAGUGUGUAAAUAAAAUAUAUAAUCUGUACAGAAUUAAUAGAAAAUAACAAUUUUAAAGACCUGCCUGUGCAGCUGUGGGUUGUUAACGGUCGGUUUCUCCGUCACAGAAAGUCUGAACACAAAAUCAAGACUUUUACUGAAGAGAGAAAGACGCCUUGGCUGGCUUUUUGAUAUGUUUGUGUGUGUGUGUGUGAGAGAGAGAGGUAUGAUUGUGUAUGUGUGUGUGAAUGUGGGGUCGGUCCUGGUGAAUUUCUUCUGAGGAACAGAGGGAUCAGCCAACACACACAUAAACCCACACACACACACACACACUCACUCACUUUUCCCAUGAGAUUAAAUUCAGUCUUCUUCAUUUAUCACUUUCAGUUCCUUUUUUAACAACGUGACUCGUUUGUUUGGUGUGUGUGUGUGUGUGUGUGUGUGUGUGUGUAGCCCUCUGUUCCGUCUUUAAGUUCUGGCUGUGAUUGGCCCACUGUCUCGACUGUAAUCUUAAUUUCUGUUCCUUUUUUUUUCUUUGAUUUGUGUUUUUUUUUCAUUGCCUCUUGGGACUGCUAAUAAAAUGAUUGUUGAAAGUGAAACUUUAAAUUGUUCUGCUUAUUUAUCUGGCGGUUUCCUGCAUUGUCUUUAC
Messenger RNA from Xyrichtys novacula (pearly razorfish), 24759 nucleotides. Lineage: Eukaryota; Metazoa; Chordata; Actinopteri; Labriformes; Labridae. The record is from the annotation of a GenBank genome assembly.